AUGUGGUGGAAACCAAAGGGGAAGUGUGCCGCGGUGGGGCACCGGCACAAGACCGGGCCUCAGCGGAUGACAUUCGGCAAGAACACCGACAACCAGGCUUGCCCAAGGCCAUUACCUCCACUGGCAAUUGCUGAAGGCAAGCCCAUGCAGAACACUGGUGGCUUCUCCAGCUACAUUUCCACCCUUUCCCACCCUUGGCAGAAUGCAACAGUGAACAGCAGCAGCAGCAGCAACAGCAGCAAGACAAUGCACAGCGUUAGAGUUCAGCAGACCUACUGGUUGGAUGAAAGAUCCGAACUCAGACUCCAGCAGUUGGGAGCGGUUCUGACUGACGAGGUCAUCGUGAAGGAUGACUACUAUGACAACGACACGUUCGAUUUGGCCACCAACCAAAUCUGGCUGAGUCAGAGGGACUCGCAGUGGCAGCUCAUCGUCGCGCGCCCAACAUCGAACGCAAACGGAGGUGACGGGACACGGGGAGAACGCAGCUCGCUGGUGUCCAAGCCAGAGGCAAGGAGGAAGGGCAGGAGUGAGAACACGGGUGGUGCAACCUCAGGGGAAAGCUACGAGCGCAAGCACGGUUCGACACCGAAGAACAGCACCAAAGAAGGUCAAGGAAAACAGGUCAAAGGACCGGGAGAAAGGAACUCAACAGAGGAAGACCAGGCAGCCACGGAACCUCGUCUGAGAGGGAGAACAAGCAGCGACGAAGCUGGUGCAGUUACCAAAGAGGAGCCUCAAUAUACUCACGAGGAACUGCGGGCACACCAACAGAUCAUGGAGUACAUUGCACAGUUCCUGCAGAUCUCUUUGGUGAAGGCAAAGGAGCAGGAGGAAGGAGACGCAAACUUCAACCAGUUCCUGCACCUGGCUAAAAUCCACCACUAUGCAAGUUGUCACUCGGCCAAGAGGCGGACGUACAUGCUGGACAAUACCUACAGAGUGGUGAUAGAGAAGGAUGAGCUGGCUCCUAGAUGUGUGGCCAGAAUGGAAGUCGAUGCAGAUGUGUCCAACAUCAUCAGGGAGCUCGAUAAGAUGGACGAAAUUGCAGUGCUUUUGAGAAUGGAGCCUUGUCAGACUGAGCAGAUUUUAGCUUAAAAUUCUCAUUCCAGUCCCAGCAGUCACAGAGACAAUAGACAAUAGGUGCAGGAGUAGGCCAUUCGACCCUACGAGCCAGCACCGCCAUUCACUGUGAACAUGGCUGAUCA
Messenger RNA from Amblyraja radiata (thorny skate), 1208 nucleotides. RefSeq lists its product as uncharacterized. The coding region runs from base 1 to 1098 and encodes 365 amino acids. The transcript has 2 exons. NCBI's taxonomy places the organism in Eukaryota, Metazoa, Chordata, Chondrichthyes, Rajiformes, Rajidae. The record is from RefSeq and is a predicted model, not a curated record. Gene Ontology annotation, molecular function: thiamine triphosphate phosphatase activity; magnesium ion binding. Gene Ontology annotation, biological process: thiamine diphosphate metabolic process; dephosphorylation.